Molecule: messenger RNA, 3162 nt
Organism: Hevea brasiliensis (rubber tree)
Lineage: Eukaryota; Viridiplantae; Streptophyta; Magnoliopsida; Malpighiales; Euphorbiaceae
Exons: 1
Coding region: 550-2943 (797 amino acids)
Cellular component (GO): plasma membrane
Molecular function (GO): protein binding; calcium ion binding
Source: RefSeq, a predicted model, not a curated record
AAUAUUUUUUAUUUUAUAUAAUGUCCAGAUAAGUUUCUGGCUAGACGUAAUACUAAGCGCUAGAGCCAAACAGUAUUAAAUUAAAAUUUAAAUUUUUUUUUACACAAUUGAAAUCGAGGAACUAUCAUAAAAAAAAAAAAAAACUUCAAAAUUAAAAUUAGGGGGUAAAAUUAAGGGUUGCCCUUUCGAUAAUUGCCCUUCCAUCACCUAUCCAAACCAAACAGAAACCUUAUCCGACCGGACCGGUGUGCGGUGGCCACCUAUGCAGGACGCAGCUCCAGCACAUCACUAAUAGCUAACGGACAAAUUGAACAAAAGAGAGCUAAACAAAAGAGAGAAAGAAAAAACAGCUCCACUCCUCUCUUCCUUCCCUUUUCAGUUUCGCCUUUCCCUUUCUGCUUAAAGGAAUUUGCAAUGAAGAUUAGAGAACGAUAAUCCACAAAAUUAAACCCUACUUUAAUGAAUUGAGACUUCAACGGAGUUGCUUGUUAUCUGUAUUCGCGUUAUACACUCCAGUUUUCAAACCCCAAAACUAAACCAGCACCUAAAAUGACAACCAGAGGGAGCAGAUCAGAGAAGGUGAAGCGAAUUUUUCAGAAAUUUGAUUCUAACCGAGAUGGAGGUCUCAACAGAGAAGAAAUGGCGGCUCUGGUGGUCGCUGUGAACCCUAGGGUCAAAUUCAGUGACGAGCAAAUCAAUGCCAUUCUCGAUGAAGUGUUUCGUACUUACGGCGAGUUCAUCGACGGCGAGAAAGGUUUAACUUACGACGGCUUGUUGCGUACUUAUGAUGACGGAGCUGGUGACGUCGACCGAGACUUCGAUGCGCUUGAGCUCGAGCUCAAUUUGGACGAUAACAAAGGGAUCUCGAUUGCGUCUGAGGCGUCUUCCUCGUCAAUUUUGGACGAGAGGACUAUUGAAUCGCAGAAAAAGCAGACAACUGCUGCGUGGGCGGUUUCUCCUAACCAUGGGAUUGUUUUCGAUGAUACCUGGAAAAUGGUCGACGAUUUGGAGAUUUUGGUUAAGAGAUUGAAAGCCAAGCAAGCGAAAGAUGGGAAAUUGAAAGGAGACAAUUUUGAUGCCUAUUCUGAUGCUGGGUGGUCGAGGGAAUUGGGCCCAUCUUCGGAGAUGACAGAGAAGAGGAUAUUUUGGGAGGAGUCGGGGCAUGACUAUGCAGUUUUCGUGAAGGAAUUGGGCGUUUUGAGGAGCCGUGCUGACGGGGCGAGAUCAAGAGAAGAGGCGUUUGAUGGGCAUAUGGCGAUUGGAAGGGUUUUGUAUGAGCAUCAGUUGUUUAAGGAGGCAUUGGUUAGUUUUAAGAGAGCUUGUGAGUUGCAGCCUGUGGAUGUUAGGCCACAUUUUAGAGCUGGGAAUUGCUUGUAUGUUCUUGGGAGGUAUAAGGAAUCUAAAGAGGAGUUCUUGUUGGCGCUGGAGGCAGCUGAGGCAGGUGGGAAUCAAUGGGCUUAUUUGCUUCCUCAGAUAUAUGUCAAUCUCGGAAUUGCACUGGAGGGUGAAGGUAUGGUUUUAAGUGCCUGUGAAUAUUAUAGAGAAGCUGCUAUUCUUUGUCCUACUCAUUAUAGAGCUCUGAAACUUCUGGGUAGUGCUCUGUUCGGGGUAGGGGAAUAUAUGGCGGCUGUUAAGGCCUUGGAAGAGGCUAUUUUUAUGAAACCAGAUUAUGCUGAUGCCCAUUGUGAUCUGGCUUCUGCGUUGCAUGCCAUGGGUGAGGAUGAGAAGGCCAUAGAGGUGUUUCAAAAGGCUAUUGAUUUGAAACCUGGUCAUGUGGAUGCUUUGUAUAAUUUGGGUGGUCUUUACAUGGACUUGGGUAGGUUUCAGAGAGCUUCGGAGAUGUAUACCAGGGUGUUAGCUGUGUGGCCAAACCACUGGCGGGCACAGCUCAAUAAGGCUGUCUCAUUGUUGGGGGCUGGUGAAACUGAGGAAGCUAAGAAAGCUUUGAAGGAAGCUUUGAAAAUGACAAAUAGGGUUGAAUUGCAUGAUGCAAUAUCACAUUUAAAGCAGCUGCAGAAGAAGAAAGUCAAGCCUAAUGGAGGUGCAAAUGGAGAGGGAGCUUUUGUUAUUGUGGAACCCUCAAAAUUUAAGACAAUGAGUGAAAAAACUACAUUGAGGCAGGACUUAGCCAAUGCUCUUCAAAUUAGGGCUUUUCAAAGGAUUAGCAGGUUGGGUCGUUGUGAUGUGGAGCUUUUGAAGAAGGAAAUGACCGAAAAUGAUGUGCCAUUGUCAUAUUCUGGGGGUGGUGUUCCAGAGAAAUCUAUACGCAAACCUAACUUGGAGGAAAUCCUUUGGAGGUUACUUAAUUUCCUAAAGCCUGAAACCUUUCAGGGGGCUGUCAAGGCAAUAAAUGAGAGGAUUCUCUCUGUUUUGGAUGAGACAGGCUCAGGCAGGGUGGACUUGGGCAUGUUUUAUGCUGUUCUUGCCCCCAUUUGUAGUGGCAGUCCCGACAAGCGAAAACGGAUUGCUUUUGAUGCACUUUUGUGGCGUCCUGUGAAUGAGGGAGGUUCUCAGAUUAGAAAAGUUGAUGCUGUUGGCUAUAUAAAGUUGCUGAGGGCUAUUUACGUUCCUUCUCAUGGAGUUAGUGAAAUGUUAGAAGUUCAUGGAGAAACAGAUUCUUCAAUGGUAUCUUUCAAUGAUUUCCUUGUGAUGUUUGAUGAUCCUGAUUGGGGUUUUGGUAUCAUGUCAACACUAGUAAAGCUUGAAACUGGAGAUAGGAAUCGCCAUGGAAACUAUGUUUGCUCAGUCUGCCGCUACCCAAUUAUUGGGUCCCGCUUCAAGGAGUCCAAAUCUCAUUUUAGUCUAUGUAAUCAGUGCUACAGUGAAGGAAAGGUGCCUCCUGCUUUUAAGCAGGAAGAGUACAAAUUCAAAGAGUAUGGAAGUGAGGCUGAAGCGAUGAAAGAUAAGUGUAUGUGUUUUACUUUGCAUUCUCAUAGUCAUUGAUGGCACAUUCACUCAAAUCUUUCGUGUUGGUUUGUAUUAUCCUGUCACUGUAUUCUAGUAUUGUGUGAAUUACAUAGCUCGUUGCGUUCAGUGGGCAUCACACCCUUUGUAUAAUAAGUCAUUUUGAGUAAUAUCUCAGAUCCUGUUUCCCAUUAGGUUGUAAUAUAGAUCUUUCUCUUUUUUUGUCCUAUGUUCAAAGUAGAUUUUUCAAAUUGUGUA